AUGUACUCUUCGCUCAAAGAAUCUGGACUUAGAGCCGGUGACUGGGCCGUUUUCCCUGGUGGAGGCGGUGGAACAGGCAUCCAGGGGAUACAGCUGGCUUGUGCCAUGGGUAUACGACCCGUGGUGGUUGAUACUGGCGACAGUCGCCGAUCGCUCUCGCUCAGCCUUGGUGCUGAAUAUUUUGUUGACUUCUUAACGGAGGCAGACCCAGUCAAAAAAGUCUUGGAAAUCACCAAUGGGGGUGCUCACGGCGUGUUUGUUAGUGCUGUACAGGCUUAUCCGGUCUCGCUUGGCUACCUUGGUUCACGUGUCGGUGGGGUGGUUAUGUGCGUUGGACUCCCACCCAAGGGCAGAUACCACAUUGAUACGGAUCCUACCCAGCUUUGCUUGAGAAACCAAACAAUCAAGGGUACCUUGUCCAGCAGUCGGAAGGAUAUAGCUGAGACACUAGACUUUGCGAAACGAGGAAAGAUCCAUCUCGAGCCCACCGUGGUUGGAUUGAGCAGGUUCAAUGAAGCCGUCCAAAGGCUGAAAAACGGACAAGUUGCAGGACUUCAACCUUCCGUAAACGAGAAAUUUGAUCCUACGAAGGAAAUCAGGGCGGUUUUUCACCUCCAUGAGUCCACCAGUCAUUUCGCCGAAGUUCUCUUUGACGACGAAGGUCUAGCUAGCUAG
This is a messenger RNA of Exophiala xenobiotica, 675 nucleotides long. RefSeq lists its product as uncharacterized. The transcript is spliced from 5 exons. Bases 1 to 675 code for a protein of 224 amino acids. Lineage: Eukaryota; Fungi; Ascomycota; Eurotiomycetes; Chaetothyriales; Herpotrichiellaceae. The record is from RefSeq and is a predicted model, not a curated record.